AUGAAAAUUGAAUGUGGUGGUCUACUGUUCACAUCCGAUUUUGAUUCAGGAAAUUUAGACAAAGUAGAGUAUGUAGAUUCGUUUGAUGAUAGUGAAACCAAAAUACCUGGAUGUAUUACUGAAACUAGUCUGCCGCCUUUAUCUAACUACAGAUUUGCUAGAAGACCUCCAACUCGUACUGAAACGCCUUUCUCAUCUCCUGUUCAUGUUAAAAAGUAUAAUUUGAAGCGACAUUCUUUCGGCCCACAAAUAAAGAAAACUUUUUCUACCGAAUCAGUUUCUGUACUCAAUCAAUCGGUAAAAGAGUUUAAAGUCUGGACAAGGCCUGACUGUUAUGGUACUUCGUUUCAGACGACUUUUAGAACAUGGUUUCAUUUUGGUGUUGCUGGUGGACCUCCAGGUGGAUUGAUAAAAAUAAAUGUAAUGAAUCUCAAUCGACAGGGAAAGUUAUAUUUUCAUGGAAUGAAACCAGUUUUUAAAGUCGUGCCAUCUAAAGAUGGGUGGAAAAGAAUUCCUGGAAAAGUUGAUUUCAAGUGUGGAACUGACGGAAAUUUCAUGAUAAGUUUUUGCCAUACCUUGCCAUUCGACUGCAGCUCUGUUACUUAUUUUGCAUUCACCUUUCCUUUUACCUACACUGAGUGUCAAAACAUGCUUGAUGCAGUUGAUGCCAAAGUUGGAUCAUCGUUAUACAUUUCGAAAACAAAUAAACCACCAGAUAGUGCCAUUUAUUACUGCAGAGAGUUAUUAUGCAACUCUACUGAAGGAAAUAAAGUAGAGCUACUGACAAUAACAUCUUGCAAAGGCUUGUCAAUGGAAAGGGAGAAAAGUUUGCCUGACCUUUUCCCAGACAGCUCCAAACCAAGAUGUCAUGUUUUCCAAAAUAAGAAGAUCAUCUUUGUCAGCAGUAGAGUGCAUCCAGGAGAAACUCCAUCUAGCUUUGUUUUCAAUGGAAUGCUUGAUUAUUUAUUAUAUUCUAAAGACUGUAGUGCAAACAGACUCAGAAAUCUUUUCGUGUUCAAGUUAAUACCAAUGCUUAACCCAGAUGGCGUUAGGCGUGGACAUUAUAGAGCUGAUGUUAAAGGGCUAAAUCUCAAUCGCAUAUAUAUGGUAGCAAAUUUUCAAGAGCACCCAUCUAUAUAUGCUGCAAGGACGUUGCUUUUGCACUACCACACAAGCUAUUCUACAGCCGUCGAUCCCACAGUGCCUGUGAGCAAAAGUAAUCAUAAGAAAAUAAGAAAUAAUCAAACUCACGUGUCUUUAAAUCAGCCCAACAAAGAUUCUAUCCCCUGUGCAAACAGAAAGUUGCCCAAAGAUCUUAUAAAUCAAAUGCAUAAAAAAACUGUUCUACGCAAGCACUCUUUACAUACAUGUGAUACGUUGACUAAAAAUUUAAACUUUUUUGCAUCUGUUCCUGUUGUGGUCCCGUUUUCUUACAAAGGAAGAAGCUCUGUAUCUAAUUCACCUAAUCCUGGAAGCAGUGCAAAUUCCCCAAAGAAAUCAAAACGUAUUUCUACUACUUUCAUAUCAAGUGAGGCAUGUGAGUCUAUUUCUAAGGAAAAAGAAACUGUUUUUAAACAAGAAACUGAGUCUUCUUCUGCUUGUAAGGAGUGUAAAGCUUCUGAAUAUCCAUCCAAAAAGAUUACCCUGGAGAAUGAUUCUUCUUGCAACUGUGUCGAAGCAAGCGAUGCCGAUGAAUCGUCUUCUUUCGACUAUGAGAUGAUGUUAGGAGAAGGAGAUGCGUCCAAGUUAUUGAAAGAUGUCCCAUGCUUGAAACCAGAAGAGAGCGGAAUUGCUUAUUAUUUCGACUUGCAUGGACAUGCAUCUAAGCGAGGCUGUUUCAUCUAUGGGAAUUAUUUUCCGGACAUCGAUAAAAUGGUUGACUGCAUGUUUCUACCCAAGUUGAUGUCAAUUAAUUGUCCCUAUUUUGAUUUUUCUGCUUGUAAUUUCUCAGCUGAGAACAUGUAUUCUGGGUCCAACUCAAACAUACAAAGUAAAGAAGGAAGUGGCAGAGUGUCUUUAUAUGUUCUCACUGGCAUCAUUCAUAGCUAUACUUUAGAAUGUAACUAUAACACAUGUCGCUUCACAACAAAUCAAAAGAAACCCAAGAGGUUAACAAAUGAUGUGCCUUCUCAAGUAUUUUUUACACCGGAAAUUUAUCAGCAGGUUAGU
Molecule: messenger RNA, 2169 nt
Organism: Uloborus diversus
Lineage: Eukaryota; Metazoa; Arthropoda; Arachnida; Araneae; Uloboridae
Product: cytosolic carboxypeptidase-like protein 5
Exons: 8
Biological process (GO): proteolysis
Molecular function (GO): metallocarboxypeptidase activity; zinc ion binding
Source: RefSeq, a predicted model, not a curated record